AUGGCGGAGGCACAGGAGAACGGGGAGGCAAGUAGGACGAAGGAUCAGGCGGUACGUGAGCCGUCGCUUGAGGAGUUGCUGCGCAGUCUGGACCUUAAGGGGGAGGAUAUUGGUGGCGUGUUUGUGGCGAAGAGGGAUGUGGAGGCGUUAAAGGAGGAAUCGAAGUGGAUGGCGGUAAUGAAGCUGUUGACUACGAGACCUUUCAGCUCGGCAUCUCUGAAGAAGACCAUGAUCUUUGCUUGGGCCCCGGCUCAGGAGAUAGGAUUUCGGGAGUUGGAGGGGAACAAAUUUCUUGUACAGGCGAAUUGUCUGGGUGAUUGGAAGAAGAUUACGGAGCAGGGCCCGUGGCUGUUUCGGGAUCAUGGAUUGCUGAUAGAGAAGUAUGACGGUAGCUGCCGUGCGACAACGGUGGAACUGAACAGGAUCCAUGCAUGGGUGAGGAUUCUGGAUGUGCCUGAGCUGUACCGUAAGAGGGGUCUUGUUACGGAAUUGGCGAAGGAUAUUGGCGAAGUGAUCGCCAUUGAUAUGAACAAUAAUGGCUCGGGGGAAGGUGACUUCGUCAGAGCGAGAGUCUGGAUUGAUGUUCGAAAGUGCCUAACACGGUUUGUUUCUUUCAAGCCGGAAGGAGGGGAGCAGGUGAUCAUGAAAGUUAAGUAUGAGAAGAUACCGCUGUUCUGUGCGAUUUGUGGCUUUCUCGGGCAUGAGCAGGAGGAAUGCGGGUCGGGAGUACACUCUCCUGGUAGAGUGAGUUUUGGCACCUGGAUGCUGGCUGACACGCCCUGGAAUCGGGCUAGAAUUCAUGGCAGAGGUGAUAGUCGGCAGGCUGCGGGUGUGAUGCAUGGGGCCAGGCAGGAGAUGCCGCAAGGGAGAGGAGGGGGAGGCCGGUCUGGGCGCGGCAUCAGGGACGCAGGGCGUGGCGCUGGUCGUGGCCUUGGAGGUGGAGCGAUAGUUGACAGCCACAAACGUUCGUCCACUGAUGCAAGUUUGACGGAGGUGAGCCCUGUUAAAGAGGCUACAUGUGGAAAGGAGGGGGAGAACCAUGAGCAGUUCUCCGAUUUUCUGGCGGACUCCUGGAGAUCGGACAGGAGCAGAAAUGUGUCGGAGCUGAGAAGCAAACUAGAGGGUGUUUCAAGGCAGCUGACCGUCUGGAACCGUGAGACCUUUGGCAGUGUCCGUCAUCAAAUCCGCACGCUUCAGCGGGAGCUGGGCGAGCUACGGUCACGGCCGGGUAGACAUGGUACAUCAUACGAGGAGACAAAAAUUGUGGAGAGACUUGCGGAGCUGCUGUCCUGUGAGGAGGUCAUGUGGCGCCAACGGUCUCGCAUACAGUGGCUGUCUGAAGGAGAUAGGAAUACGAGAUUCUUUCAUCUGCGAGCUAGUCAGCGGAAGAAGAGAAAUAAAAUCUCGGAGCUGAUCAAUCAAGAUGGUACAGUGGUAACUGAUGAAGGAGAGAUGGGACGUGUUGCCAAGGAUUUCUACCAGCACUUAUAUACUUCAGAGGGUGUGGCGAACAUGGACCAGGUGCUGAACUGUGUCCCAAGAAGGGUCGGGGAGGCGAUGAAUAGGAAGCUGGACGCCCCUUUCACGGCUAAGGAGGUAAAGGACGCGUUGUUUGAGAUGUACCCGACGAAGGCGCCGGGCCCGGAUGGUUUCCCCGCGCAUUUUUUUCAGCGCCACUGGGAUGUCUGUGGUGAUGAGGUUACUAUGGCUGUCCUUCGAAUUCUAAAGGGACAGGAUACUCCGGAGAUCAUCAACAAAACGUUCAUUGUUCUGAUUCCGAAGGUAGCAAGUCCAAAGGAGCUUGGGGAGUUUCGCCCGAUCAGCCUGUGCAAUGUGAUAUACAAGGUAGCGUCCAAGGUUGCUGCGAACAGGUUGAAGGGGGUCUUGCCAGAGAUCAUAUCAGAGGAACAGUCUGCCUUUGUGCCUGGUAGAUUGAUCACUGAUAAUAUCAUUACUGCCUAUGAAUGCCUCCAUUUUAUGAAGCACUCGAGAGCCAAGAAGGACCGGUUCUGUGCGCUGAAGCUGGAUAUGCGGAAGGCGUAUGACAGGGUGGAGUGGCCAUAUCUGGAGGCGAUUAUGCUCCGACUUGGCUUCAGCUCGGCAUGGGUAUCGCUAAUUAUGCGGCUCGUGACGACAGUAUCCUUCUCGGUCCUCUUCAAUGGAGUACCGCAGGAGGAGUUCCGGCCUUCGAGGGGGAUUCGCCAGGGAGAUCCCAUCUCCCCUUAUUUGUUUCUGUUGGAAGCAGAGGGCCUUUCGUGCCUAUUAAAAUCACAAGAUCAUUCAUCAGCGCUUAAUGGUAUUCAGGUGGCCUCUACAGCUCCGGCUGUGAACCACCUCCUCUUUGCAGAUGAUAGCAUGCUGUUCUUCAGAGCUUGUUAUGAGGGAGCUGCGGAGGUAAAAGAGGUUCUGACAAGAUACUGUGAUGCAUCGGGUCAGAGAAUUAAUAUGGACAAAUCUUCUAUCUUUUUUAGCAAGAGAUGUCCAGCGGCAAUAAAAGAAAGUGUCAAGACGGAGCUCGAUGUUAACAGGGAAACGUUGAGUGAGAAAUAUCUAGGAAUGCCUUCAGGAGUAGGCCGGUCCAAGAAUGGGGCCUUUAAAUACCUCAAAGAUAAGGUUUGGAAGAAGGUGUUGGGUUGGUUGGAGCAAUUGUUGUCUGUGGGCGGAAAGGAGAUUCUCAUCAAAUCUGUUGCGCAGGCUGUGCCAACCUUCUCAAUGUCCUGUUUUAAACUACCUCAGGGGCUGUGUGAUCAUAUCAAUGCUAUGCUGCGGAAAUUCUGGUGGGGCAGCAAGGAUGGAAAAAGAAGAACAAGUUGGGUGUCAUGGGAGAAGAUGACCCAACCGAAGUAUAUGGGAGGGCUGGGGUUCCGCGACAUCGAACUCUUCAACCUCUCUCUUCUCGCACGCCAGGCGUGGCGUCUCCUGCAGGAGCCGGCCUCGUUAAGUGCAAGAGUGCUUAAGGCGGUGUAUUUCCCCCAUACGGACCUCCUGUCGGCAUCGUUGGGCACACAUCCGUCCCAGAUAUGGCGGGCGAUCCUGGAAGGGCGGGAUACCUUGAAGCUAGGCUUGAUACGCAGGAUUGGAGAUGGUUCCACCACUGAUGCGUGGCGCGAUAACUGGCUGCCGAGGGAUUCCCGACUCACCCCGGUGGCACCAAUCAAGGCGGAUGCUCCAGGUGUAGUAAGUGACUAUAUUGACCGCAGCACGGCUGCGUGGAAUGUGGAGAAGCUUCAGGAGUUUUUCCUCCCCAUGGACGUGGAAGUAAUCAGAGGUAUUCCACUAUGCAUGCGGGUGCAGGAUGAUUUCUGGGCUUGGCAUUUUGAGAAGUCUGGAAUUUUCUCUGUCAGAUCAGCGUACCGAGUUUUGGUUACGGUUAAAAAGACUCGGGAGGAUUAUAUUGAACGGCGACCAGCGGCGUCGUCGUCUCAGAUGGAAGAGAGGGAAUGGACUAAGUUGUGGAAAUGCAAGGUACCAUCUAAGGUACGGAUUUUCUUGUGGCGGCUGGCUCACUGCUCCCUUCCCACGGGAGAUGUCCGGCACAGAAGAAAUAUGGCUCCUUCUCCUUGUUGUUCGAUAUGUGGGCAGGAGGACUCAUGGCGCCACUCACUCAUUGAGUGCAAUAUGUCGCGGUGUGUUUGGGCCCUUACAGAAUCAACCAUCGUGGAGCAUAUAAGUCUCAUGACAGAACCUUCGGCUAGGCAAUGGCUGUUUGUCAUGAUGGAAACUCUCAGCCAGGACGAGUUCGUGCGUAUGGUGAUCACCCUUUGGGCGUUAUGGCAUGCGCGGCGAAAGGCGAUCCAUGAGGAGAUAUACCAGAGCCCUUUAUCGACGCAUUGUUUCAUCGAAUCGUUCAUAAAGGACCUGGGCGAGUGUGGGAACAAAAAGGUAAAGACAACGGGGGGUGGACAGCCAGCGGUGCCGCGUUGGCUUCCUCCUCCGAGUGGGCAGCACAAAAUCAACGCUGAUGCAGCUGUUGCUAAGACGAGGUGCAGAGGCUCGGUGGGCGCUGUUUGCUGGUCGCCGGAGGGUGUGUUCCUUGGGGCGUCAGCUGUGGUGUUUGAGGGCGUCAUGGACCCGGGGUGCCUCGAGGCGAUGGCCUGUCGGGAGAGCUUGGCGUUGGCAGCGGAUCUGGAUAUUGGCGACGUGAUGGUUGCCUCGGACUGCAUGGAAGUGGUGCAGGGGCUGUUGGGCUCUUCUCUUGGGCGGUUCAGUCACAUUACCAGGGAAGUUCAGAUCAUGGCGAGGCGGAGAGGAGGCGUCUCCUUCUGUCAUGAAGGCCGGAAAUCCAAUACCGAUGCACACAAUCUUGCUCGGAUGGCGACGACGCUCCCAGCUGGACGCCAUCGGACACCGGUCAGGUCGACGGCUACCGACAUCUCCCACGGCUAUAGUUGGGCGUCGGCGCCAACAUGUGGUACGGCGACGGUGGAGGAGGAUCAGGCGGAGGAUCAGGCCACUGAUCCAAUGGCGACAGGGGCGGCGACGGGGGCAGUGAAGCCUGCAUGGCCAGCCUGA
Messenger RNA from Lolium perenne, 4512 nucleotides. RefSeq lists its product as uncharacterized. The record is from RefSeq and is a predicted model, not a curated record. Gene Ontology annotation, molecular function: nucleic acid binding; RNA-DNA hybrid ribonuclease activity. NCBI's taxonomy places the organism in Eukaryota, Viridiplantae, Streptophyta, Magnoliopsida, Poales, Poaceae.